Molecule: messenger RNA, 2410 nt
Organism: Eufriesea mexicana
Lineage: Eukaryota; Metazoa; Arthropoda; Insecta; Hymenoptera; Apidae
Product: venom carboxylesterase-6
Exons: 9
Coding region: 178-1923 (581 amino acids)
Source: RefSeq, a predicted model, not a curated record
CUCUCACCUGGAACAGUCGCGGUCUUGCCUUCGCGGGUCGCACACGCGUCUUACCUCCGGUCGUACCGACUCCAAAAUUUUCUCCGUUUCUUCUGCGAUAAACCAAUCAUUAUCUACAAUUGGAAAUAUCUAUGCUUUAAAAGCACCAACGGUGUGAUUCCCUCGCUCAAUUCCGAAAUGGCGAAAUAUCGAGACCUGCUGCAGCUCUGCGUCGUCUUCGUGUGCUUCUUCGAGUUUAUCGCGGCCGAUGAACCGGUAGUAAAAAUAAAAAAUGGCACGCUGCUGGGACUGACCAUGAAGACCAGAAAGGGUAGAGAGAUCGCAGCGUUUCGAGGCAUACCGUACGCGGUACCACCCCUUAACGAGCUCAGGUUCCAGGCACCGAAGCCAGCAAAAGCCUGGGAAGGAGUGCGAUCUGCCAAGAAAGACGCUAACAUAUGCACCCAAAGAAACGUCUAUGUUCACGAUGACAACAUCCUCGGUGACGAGGAUUGCCUUUACUUGAACGUCUACACACCGAAGUUGCCCACUAAGGGUGGCGAAUCAAAGGAAAGUUACCCAGUUAUGGUUUGGAUCCACGGUUGCGGUUGGAUCUGUGGCGCAGGACACUCGGAAUUCUAUCACCCCAAAUUCUUGUUGGACCACGAUGUGAUCCUCGUUACCAUGAAUUACAGGCUUGGACCGAUAGGAUUUCUCAGCACGGAGGACAAAGUGUGUCCUGGAAACAAUGGAUUAAAGGACCAGGCAAUGUCCAUUCGAUGGGUUCAUGAAAAUAUCGCUGCUUUUGGUGGCGAUCCUAACCGUGUGACUAUCUUCGGAGAAAGCGCGGGUGGCGCUAGUGUACACUAUCACAUGAUGAGCGAUUUGACCAGAGGACUUUUCCAACGCGCGAUCUCUCAAAGCGGUAACGGGCAUUGUCCGUGGGCCAUGGCGAAGCCCGGUUCAGCGAAGAAGAAGGCAUCGAAGGUGGCUGAACUCUUGGGUUGUCCUUCGAAAAACUCGAAACAGCUCGUCGACUGUCUGCGAAAGAAGAAUGCCGUCGAUAUUAUCGCAACCGAUCGUUCUUUCCAAGUAUUUGGUUACUGUCCGAUGAUACCCUUCAGACCGGUAAUUGAACCUGUUCACCCUAGUGCUUUCCUAACGGAAGAUCCCGCAGUUUCGUCGAAGCAGGGCCGUCUGUUAGACAUACCAUGGAUGACAGGAAUUACGUCGGAGGAAGGAGCCCUUGUAGCACCAGGAUUAUACGAACGGAACAACGGGGCUUUGAUUAAGAAGCUGGACAAAGACUUCCUCGACAUCGCACCGAUAACGUUGCUGUUCGGUGAAACGUGUGCCAAAGGCGAAGAGAAACGCCUGGCCUCCGAGAUACGAAAAUUCUACUUCGGCGAGGCCCCGAUAGACAAUUCUACGCGAUUCAAAGUGAUCGAUAUGUACAGCGACGCUUGGUUCACGCACGCAGCUCGUACUUCCAUUCGCGCCUAUCUCGAGAAGCAGUCUUCUCCCGUGUAUUCCUACUAUCUCGCAUACAAAGGAAGCGCAUCGUUCAGUAUGAUAUUUGGCGAUCCGACCAAGGAUUACGGAGUGUCGCACGCGGAUGAACUCCAGUAUCUGUUCCCUGUCGGGGAGCAGUUGUUCAAGCACAUACCGCUCAGCAAGCAAGACCACAAGAUGAUCGAUAUCGUUACGAGUCUUUGGUACAACUUUGCCAAAUCUGGCAAUCCCACGCCGGAAGUGUCAGAAGAGAUACCGGUGAAAUGGAAGCCGGUCAGGACGCAGGCCCUCGAGUAUCUGCGCAUAGGGCAAGAUCGCAUUCAGAUGUCGGAGCAUCUGAUCCUCGAGAGAAUGAAAUUCUGGGAAGGUUUGCCUAUACGACCGGAUUUCGACGACAACGACGUGCAGCAGCAGCGGAAAGACGAAUUGUAAAAAAUACUUAAAAACUGCGUUACGACUAUCGCGCGUGUCGUCGAGAAUCGUAAAAUUUAACGCGUACCGGACGCCGCAUGACGUAAAUCGUAUCUCCGUCCUCGACCACUACACAUCGGCCAAGUGGACUUUCGAAAAGCACGCACAAUGUGACCACGACCGUCCCAUCAGGUCCACGCGAAAAACGCCAAUUUCGCGCAGGCUGCCGCUAGCAGUUGCAUCAACCAAUGUGUCACGUGUCACGUGCAGCACACGAUUUUAGCAUUCGCAAUCGCGCGGACCACGUGUACAAGGCUGACGGGAAGAACUGCGUACCUUUUAGUCACUCACCUUAACCAGUACCGGUUCACUGGAGUUCUCUUUUUAUUUCUCACUGGGUAAAUCACAGCGUUUUUGUUCAGUCACGAGAUAAUUGAACAUUGGAUCGUAAAAUUCUCAACGAGGCAAAAAUUCUCAUAGAUACCGAGUCGAUAUCGUCGAACGCAUA